UCAAUCGUCGAAUUAUAAGAAAAAUCUAUUAUAAAACAUUUUUUAAUAACUCGAUAAUUAUUUUAAAUAAGAAUAAUAUUAGUUUUUUUAAUAUAUGGCAAUACCGCCUACUCAGAUUCCCCCAAUGCCUCCCCCAUUUCACCCGGGGAUGGGAGCAGGGACCUAUCAACCAGGAGGACAUGGAUAUGUGCCUGGAUAUGCACCAAAUUAUGGACCAUCAAUUCCAGUUGGCCAAUUUGGAGGCUACAAUGCGGCGAGCCCAGGAGAAUACGGGACAGAAUGGGCAGGCACCUCCUUUUCCGAUAAAGCUAUAAGGAAGGCAUUCAUUCGUAAAGUAUAUCUUAUCCUCCUCUGCCAACUGGCAUUAACCGCUGGGAUAAUCGCCGUUUUCAUAUUCAUCCCCGAGGUAAAGUUUUAUGUCAUGAGAAACAUAUGGACAUAUUACAUGGCAUUUGCCAUAUUCUUUGGAGUGUAUUUAGCCCUCGUGUGUUGCAAUGAUCUGAGACGCAAAGUUCCUGGAAAUUUCAUUUGCUUGACCAUCUUUACAAUAGCUAUGGCCUAUAUGAUGGGUGUUGUCAGUUCAUUUAAGAAUACCAACAUGGUUUUGAUGGCUAUGGGUAUAUGCUGUGUAGUAUGCUUUGCCGUCAUCUUAUUUUCCAUACAGACAAGGUUUGAUUUCACGAAGCUUGGUGGUAUCUUGUUCGUAUUCUGUAUAAUCCUUUUUGUUUUUGGGAUCUUAACCAUAUUCACCCACAACAAGAUAAUGAAUACGGUUUAUGCCGCUUUUAUGGCCUUGCUCUUUAUGGGGUAUCUGGCCUACGAUACGCAGACUCUGAUGGGGAACAAAAAGUACGCUCUAAGUCCAGAAGAAUACAUAUUUGGAGCACUUCAGUUGUACCUUGAUAUAGUAUACAUAUUCAUGGCUAUUCUUAGUCUCAGUAGUUUGGGUAGUAGCAACUAAUGAAAAGAAGCAAACAAGAUUAAUGGGGCAACCCUUUUGUAUCAUUUAUCUACCAAAUAAAUUAGAUUUUACAUCUUGGCCAUUAUCUUAUUUAAAUAUAAAUACACCACCCAUUAUCGAAUCAACUAGAUUAGCUAUUUCUAAAAUAUUUGAAUGCGUUUUUUUUUUUGAAAAAAAU
Messenger RNA from Gordionus sp. m RMFG-2023, 1139 nucleotides. Its product is annotated as protein lifeguard 1-like. Gene Ontology annotation, cellular component: Golgi apparatus; endoplasmic reticulum. The coding region runs from base 95 to 961 and encodes 288 amino acids. Gene Ontology annotation, biological process: negative regulation of apoptotic signaling pathway. Lineage: Eukaryota; Metazoa; Nematomorpha; Gordioida; Chordodea; Parachordodidae. The record is from RefSeq and is a predicted model, not a curated record. The transcript is spliced from 11 exons.